This is a messenger RNA of Penicillium paradoxum, 642 nucleotides long. RefSeq names its product glutathione S-transferase family protein. The transcript has 3 exons. Gene Ontology annotation, cellular component: cytoplasm. Gene Ontology annotation, molecular function: glutathione transferase activity; glutathione binding. NCBI's taxonomy places the organism in Eukaryota, Fungi, Ascomycota, Eurotiomycetes, Eurotiales, Aspergillaceae. The record is from RefSeq and is a predicted model, not a curated record. The coding region runs from base 1 to 642 and encodes 213 amino acids.
AUGGUCCUCAAGCUCUAUGGCUCUGCUAUAGCCACAUCCCGUGUCCUGGUCACUCUACUGGAGAAGGAAUUGCCAUACGAAUUUAUCCUCGUCGAUCUCGCAAAGGGAGAACAGAAGGGCGAGGAGUACAAAAGGCUACAACCUUUUGGCAAAGUGCCUGUCGUAGACGACGACGGGCUUGUGUUGUUUGAAAGUAGGGCUAUUUGCAAGUAUCUUGACAAAAAGUACGCUUCUGGAAAGAGGCUUAUGCCAGAAGAUGACGAGGCCUAUGGCCGCUUCGAACAAGCUUGUUCUGUCGAACAGAGCUAUUUCGCAGCCGCUGCUGAAACCAUCGGAACCGAGCUUAUUAUCAAGCCAAUGAAAGGACUCGGUCCUCCCGACGAAGCACGGGUCGCACAAGCUGAACACGACCUUGAUGCCGUUCUUUCGGUUUAUGACGAGAUCUUGGCCGGACAGAGGUAUCUUGUUGGAGACCAAUUUACUUUAGCUGAUUUUUUUCACUUGCCCAAUGGAGCAGCUUUGAAGGCAGGUAAAUGGAAGGAGGUAUUUGAAAAGUACCCGAAUGUGGACAGGUGGUUUAAGGAAUUGCAAGAGAGGGAGAGUUGGGUGAGAGCUGCUACUGAAGCAGGAACUGUACCAUGA